GCUAGGAAAGGAAGAUACCAAAACCUCUCCACCAAUUAGAGAUAAAGAACCCAAUUUUUUUUGUGCAGUUCCCUACCUGACUAAGCUUUGCCAACCCCCAAACUCCUCCUUCUCAAGUAGUCUCAUCCCUCACACCAAACAUAAAACUCCCAAACAACCCCUCAUGGGUUGAUUUUUGAAUUUUAUUCAUUGAUCAAUCUCCAUGCCGCCCCACCGCGAUCGCGACCAUGACCACGACGACGAUCACGUGGCUGAGCACCACCACCACCACCACCACAGACCCAUCAGAAGAAAAUUGGUGAACACUCACCACAGCGGCAAAACACACCCUCUUAUCUGGCUAGCGGCCAUUCUCUGCACCAUCAUAGCCAUAGGCGUUGUAAUAGCCGGCAUAGUUGUUUUCGUGGGUUACAUGGUGAUCCACCCUAGAAUCCCUGUGAUCAGUAUCACCAAUGCCCACCUCGAUCUUCUCAGCAACGACUACACGGGCCUCCUCCAGACGCAGCUCACCAUCAUCGUCGUGGCGCAGAACGGCAACGCCAAGGCCCAUGCAACGUUCUCCGACAUAAGGUUCAACCUAAGCUACCAGGGACAAGGAAUUGCUGUUAUGCUCGCUCCGCCAUUCGAUGUGGCCAAGAACAGCUCCAAGCCACUCAACUACGUUGUUCGGUCUGCUUCCAUUCCGUUAACUCCUGAGCAGAUGGAAGAAGUGGAUGAGUCGUGGAAGCGUGACGUUAUAGGGUUUGACUUGAAGGGAAGCGCGAGGACACGGUGGAGGGUUGGGCCGUUAGGUUCUGUUAAGUUCUGGUGCAAUUUGGAGUGUCAGCUCAGGUUUCGUCCUUCUAAUGGGAGUUACAUUCAUCACUCACGCUGCACCUCUGAGUCUAAAUAAAUAAUCUUACCCGUUAAAUUAUAAGAAAAUAAAUGUUCAAGAUGAGGAGUAACUUUAAGAGUUAUUCAUGGAGUAAUUUGAUCCCUCCUCUAAUUAUUUUCUCCCAUUUUGUCAUGUGAACACAAAAGAAAAAAAAAAUUGGACAAAACUUUCUAUACCUUCUUCAUAUUCAACUUCUAUACCUUAGUUUUUUUCUUCCUUCCCCCCAACAUAGAUUUUUACGGUGAUUAAUAAAAUUGAGUAUCUUUUAGAUUCUUUUGCUUUUGCAGGAGAGAUAUAUUUUUCAAUCCUGCUAUAGCGAUGUGACUCUGCAUUGGACGCUCUUUUUAGGAAGCUUAUGGCUUUAAUGGUAGUGAAUAAUUUAUAAUGUUCUUCAUAUCUUUGUAUUGAACAAGUUAUCAAUUUAGUUAUUCACCGGAACAAGACAAAAAAA
Messenger RNA from Glycine soja, 1325 nucleotides. Its product is annotated as NDR1/HIN1-like protein 12. The transcript has a single exon. The coding region runs from base 203 to 892 and encodes 229 amino acids. NCBI's taxonomy places the organism in Eukaryota, Viridiplantae, Streptophyta, Magnoliopsida, Fabales, Fabaceae. Gene Ontology annotation, cellular component: plasma membrane. The record is from RefSeq and is a predicted model, not a curated record.